GGCAGGCGCCCUGUCCGCUGAGGUGUGCACCUGCCGCAGUUUGGCAGAGACGGGAGCAGUGAAGAGCUGCAGGAAUUAAUUCAUUGCCGCAAGUUCACUGACGAACGACUGGCAUUAAAUCUGCCGGGACAAAGUUAACAAAGAUAUAAGUUAUUAGCCAUAAGUUAACUUAAGUACAUGAAGCAAGAAUUUCAUUUAGUACCAGGCGGCUAUUACAGUAUUUGAGCUAAAUUCUGCGACUCGUUUGGGUUCAGUAUGCAGGUAACGCUUGCUCUAUUGUUGGGCACACGGACAACACAUAAUGUUUGACAUUGCAGUUGCGAAAGCAAAUCAAGAGGACCAUGGAAAUCGCAGUGAAUUUAUAAUUGUUUUCUAUCUUCUGAUAUUCCUGAACUUCAACUGAUAAACCACCUAGUGGUGUAUAAAAGUCACCUUUGCAGGACACCGUUCUAUUAUGUGGAAGAACAAGCAUUUCACCUGGGCCAGAGGUUCCUGUUCCCUCCUGACACUCUUGGUGCUGAUCAGCAGAGCCAGUAUAACUGAAGGAAAUAACCUGACGGAAAGUGACAUUUCAGAAUCAGAUGGUCUCUGUAACCAUCCACCUAAGUUCCUGGCACCUUCUACAAAUGAGACUUACAGACUUUCCUUGGGAUCUUGGGUUGUGUUGAAUUGCACCGUGAAGAUACUCUACGAUCACAAGUUCAAUUUGUGUGACUCAAGUAUCCAGUGGAUUAAGGAGCAGCAGGUGAUCACCAACAAUAGUAAAUACAUCCAGACUGACAAGAACAGGCUUAACGUUUCAGAGAAGAUUCUCUCCAGCUUUCUGAAUGUCAGCUUGGCCAAUGACGCGGAUUAUGGGACCUUCACCUGUUUCAUAGGAAAAGAGUCCAUGACCUUCACCCUGGAAAAGACAAUUGUAGGUGUUGCCAGUCAUGUCCCAGCAGUACUAGGUGCCAUUUUGGUGCUUGGUGCAUUGCUCCUGGCUGGAUUGCUGUAUGUGAAGUGCAGACUGGACUUUCAGCUCUGGUACAGAAACAAAUAUGGAGAGUUUGAAGUCAAUGAUGGUAAGCUAUAUGAUGCUUACGUUUCCUACGUAUCUGCUGCUGAUGACCGGAAAUUCGUCAACUUCAUCCUGAAGCCACAUUUGGAGAAUCGAUAUGGCUACAAGCUGCACUUAGAUGACAGUGAUAUCCUGCCGGGGUCAGAACCCUCUGCAGAGCUAAUAAUGAACAUUAGUCGCUGCCGCCGUCUGAUCGUGGUACUGAGCAAGGCAUACCUGGAGCAGGACUGGUGCAGGCUGAACUUCAGAGAAGCACUCUGGAAUCUACUGGAUCUCUCCAGGAAGCCCAUCUUUAUCAUGUUUGAGAACCAUUACAGAGAAUUGUCUCACCCUGCCAUACAACUCCUUAAAGCGCAGAAGAAGAACAUCACUCUCCUACUCUGGACUGCCACAUCAAUGACCCCCUCCUCUGAAUUCUGGAAAGAGUUACGAUUGCUUUUGCCUCAGAACAUACCUCAGCGAAAUACCAUGGCUGAUCCUCAGACUCGACUCCAGGAUGAUAAGGACCCUAUGCUGAUCCUCAAUCCAGAUUACCUGGACUGCAGAUCUGACCCUGACCCUGAAGGAGACCUGGGAGUGCGGAGUCCAAUUUACAAAGGGCCACCUCCACCUGUAUCAGCCCUUUCCAGUAUACCAAAGGCAAACCUCAGCAUGGAAUUUCCUUGUGAAAAUACAGGUAGAGAUGAAGUAGAUAUUGCAGAUCUGGGAUCUCGAAAUUAUGGAACAAGAACAGAUUUCUAUUGCCUUGUUUCUGAAGAAGAUAUUUGACAGUAAACUAUUCUUAAUCAUUGAGUUGUAAAGCUUGUUAUAUGAAUUUUAUCACUCAACAGUUAAUUUAUUGAUUAAAUCUACACAUUUUUGAAUCUUAAAAUUAAUAGUAAUGUUUCUCCAUUUAUCAAUUUCCAUCUGACGUUCAUUUAUCUGUUCAAUCUAUAUGAUCACAUACUCUGAUUGGAUUCCUGUUCCAUCACAAGUGCUUAUAAAGGCUGGAAUUCUGCCUAGUUAAAACAAAUUUUUGUUUGCAUUGAAACAAUAUGAAUGUUUAUUUUUUACGCAUCCGUUGUCUAAUGAAGGAAUGCAUUCCAUUGACUGAAAAUUGUAAUCUAUUAAGAGAAUGUCAGAUGAUUUGCUGCACCUUGUUUGGAGAUGCCAUAAUCAUGUAUAUCAGUUGUGCCUUUUCAAAUUGUCGAUUUAUAGAAAGAGUAUAAUAGUUUAAACUUCUGUAUUGGGGAUUCUAAGCUAACAGAAUGCAAACAUAGAUCAAAUCAAUUGUUAGCUAAAAAUCAUGUUUGGUGCUCAGGUUAGAACUCCGCAAUGUACUAUAUUGUUAGUUACUGUUAACUGUUCAGCAUUUGUCUAUUGAAUUUUAAUCAUUGCUGAAUUUUCAUAGGAGUGUAAUUUUAAUUGUGGACAGAUAACUUUCAAAGGAUAAUUUUCUAGGUACCUACCAGCACAAUUACAAAAUAAAGUGAUGAACUCCUGCCACAGAAGUGGCCACGA
Molecule: messenger RNA, 2560 nt
Organism: Hypanus sabinus (Atlantic stingray)
Lineage: Eukaryota; Metazoa; Chordata; Chondrichthyes; Myliobatiformes; Dasyatidae
Gene: sigirr
Product: single immunoglobulin and toll-interleukin 1 receptor (TIR) domain
Exons: 9
Coding region: 455-1828 (457 amino acids)
Biological process (GO): signal transduction
Source: RefSeq, a predicted model, not a curated record